UAAGGAGUUAAAAGGCAAGUGAUCUGAGGCCAGUGGCAGGUAGGGGCAGCCUAAGCAGGGGCUAAGCUGGAGCUGCAGAAGCACAGAACUCAGUGAGGAGCAAACCCAGCCCUCCAUCCUGACUGUUCCCCUGAGAGAGAUGGCAGCAGCCAGAGCAGGAUUCAGCCCUCUGCUCCUGCUCCUGCUGCUGGGGCUGUGGCUAGCUGAGGUCCCAGUCAGUGCCAAGCCCAGCAACAUGACCGCAGCUCAGUGGUUUGCAACGCAGCACGUGCAGCCCAAACCCCAGGGAUGUGACACUGCAAUGAACAACAUCAACAAAUACACGAAACGCUGCAAAGACUUCAACACCUUCCUGCAUGAAUCCUUCUCCAGUGUGGCCACCACCUGUCAGACCCCCACCAUAGCCUGCAAGAAUGGCCGUAAAAACUGCCACCAGAGCCAAAGGCCUGUGUCUCUGAGCACAUGUAAGCUCAUCUCCGGGAAGUAUCCAAACUGCAAGUACAAAAAGAAGCAACUGGCCGCUUCUUACAUUGUAGCCUGUGACGCUCCCCAGGCAGGAGGCUCUGGGAAAUUCAAGCUGGUCCCUGUGCACUUGGACUAGGUCCUUUAGGUUUGCAGCCUUCCUCCCUCUUGGGCUGUACCUUAAUUCCCUCUCCAGGCCUCUGUGCAAGUCUUUUUUUUUUUUUAUGUUUAUUUAUUUUUGAGAGAGAGAGACACUGAGGGGGAGGGGCAGAGAGAGGGGGGGA
Leopardus geoffroyi (Geoffroy's cat) is the source of this 746-nucleotide messenger RNA. Its product is annotated as ribonuclease 7-like. Lineage: Eukaryota; Metazoa; Chordata; Mammalia; Carnivora; Felidae. Gene Ontology annotation, molecular function: RNA nuclease activity; nucleic acid binding. The transcript has 2 exons. Gene Ontology annotation, biological process: defense response to fungus; innate immune response; defense response to Gram-positive bacterium. The record is from RefSeq and is a predicted model, not a curated record. Bases 140 to 601 code for a protein of 153 amino acids.